GACUGGUGGGACGACGUUUGGGACGUUCCGUUGAGGAGUUCGCACAUUCACGACCAGCAUUUUGCCUCGGGACUGAUGGCGGACGAUCUGCUGGGCUCGGUGACGUCCUGUCCGAGGUCUGCUGGGUAUCAUCAUCACCAUGGUCACGGCUAUGGUCACCGUAGAAGAUCCGGAUACUACCACCGACCGUGGAGAACGGCAGCUUCGAUGGAGGACGGUGGUUCCGAAGUCAACGUUGACGGCGAGCGGUUCCAGAUUAACUUGGACGUCCAGCAGUUUAAUCCGGAUGAGAUCAGCGUUCGAACGGUGGACGACACGGUGGUCAUCGAGGGCAAACACGAGGAGAAGGAGGACGAGCAUGGUUUCGUCUCGAGGCACUUUGUACGGCGUUAUUUACUGCCGGAUGUCCAUCGUACCAAUGAUGUUCCGUGACUGGUGGGAAGACUUCGACACUCCGAUGCGCUCGUCGCGGUUGUUGGACCAGCACUUUGGUACCGGUCUGCGUGUCGACGACCUGUUCAGCUCGUUGUCCACCCGGACCCCGGCCUCGCCGCUGCUCCGUUCCGGCUACUACCGGCCGUGGCGCAACACGGCCCUGGCCCGGCAGGAUUCCGGUUCGACGCUGAACCUCGAAAAGGACAAAUACCAGAUCAUCCUGGACGUGCAGCAGUUCACGCCGGAGGAGAUCACUGUCAGGACCACCGACCGGUACGUGGUCGUCGAGGGAAAGCACGAGGAAAAACAGGACGAGCAUGGGUUUGUUUCGCGCCAUUUCACCCGCCGCUACCAGCUGCCAAGUGGUUACGAUCCGCUCGACGUCGUAUCGACCCUGUCUUCCGAUGGAGUGUUGACCGUGACGGCGCCCAAGAAGGCCCUGCGCGCACCCAAUCCGGAACGCAGCGUACCCAUCCAACAGACCGGGCAACCGGCCAAGGAGCUGCCAACGGCCAGCAGUGACCAGCCAAAGAUCGAACAGGUGGCGUAAAUCGAGCGUGGGCGAGAGAACGGUACAACGGAGUGCAAUUAAAUGGAUGAUGCUUUUUAUGUUUGGGUUUCCUGGUAUUUAUCAAAGUAUUAGUGCUUGUUUUAUUUUUGGAAGAGGUUUUUUUUGAGUUGGUAGUUAUGCAUUUCUGAAAAUAUAAUGUCAACUUUUAUUGAACACAAA
Culex quinquefasciatus (southern house mosquito) is the source of this 1165-nucleotide messenger RNA. It is a transcript of the gene l(2)efl, whose product is annotated as protein lethal(2)essential for life. The coding region runs from base 140 to 985 and encodes 281 amino acids. Gene Ontology annotation, molecular function: protein folding chaperone. The record is from RefSeq and is a predicted model, not a curated record. The transcript is spliced from 4 exons. Lineage: Eukaryota; Metazoa; Arthropoda; Insecta; Diptera; Culicidae. Gene Ontology annotation, biological process: protein refolding; response to heat.